Gadus chalcogrammus (walleye pollock) is the source of this 3130-nucleotide messenger RNA. RefSeq lists its product as uncharacterized. The transcript has a single exon. NCBI's taxonomy places the organism in Eukaryota, Metazoa, Chordata, Actinopteri, Gadiformes, Gadidae. Bases 116 to 1705 code for a protein of 529 amino acids. The record is from RefSeq and is a predicted model, not a curated record.
AUUAGUGGCUCGCUUGGGCGAUCUUCUGAUCCAACAGUACAAUCAAGACUUCCCCGAAUUGAGCUAUGAGGAGAAAGACGAACAUUCAUUCGAGGAUAAAAGAUUUCUGCAAAUCAUGAAAGAAUCUUUAAGAAAAAGAGACGGUCAUUAUGAAAUCCGACUUCCUUUCCGUAAGGAUGAUCUUCGUAUGCCAAAUAAUAGGCAAAUGGCUGAACAAAGAGCAUAUGGCCUUAAGAAAAGACUUGAGAAGGAUGAGUCAUUUAAGAAGGAUUACGUGUGCUUCAUGAACGAUGUCUUAUUGAAAGGACAUGAAGAGAUGGUACCCGAAGAACAGCUCCACCGGACUGAUGGGAGACUCUGGUACAUUCCCCACCACGGAGUGUACCACAAACGUAAAAAAACAAUCCGGGUGGUCUUCGACUGUACUUCGGCCUACAGAGGUACCUCUUUGAACACAGAGUUAUUACAAGGCCCAGAACUUACAAACACCUUGCUAGGUGUACUUCUGAAGUUCAGACCGGAAACAGUAGCUGUGAUGGACGACAUCGAAGGAAUGUUCCACCAAGUGAAGAUUCCUGAAACGGAUGUGGACUUUCUGAGGUUCUUGUGGUGGCCAGUUGGCGACACUACUCAAGCACUGAGGGAAUUUCGAAUGACUGUGCAUCUAUUCGGUGCAGUUUCAUCUCCCAGCUGUGCAAAUUUUGCCCUCAAGCAGACAGCUGAGGAUAAUGAAGGGAAAGCUGAUAGCUCAGCACUGAACACAAUUCGUCACAAUUUCUAUGUGGAUGACUGUGUUAAAUCAGUUCCAGAUGAAAACCAAGCUAUUAGUCUGGUUCAGAACUUAAAGAAAAUAUGUGCAACUGGAGGAUUUAAACUUACCAAAUGGACCAGCAACAGCCGUUCUGUCCUUGCAUCUUUACCUGUGGAGGAAAAGGCAAAAGAAGUAAAGAACAUUGACCUUGAGAAAGACAAUCUUCCUGUAGAGAGAGCACUUGGCAUGCGGUGGGAUGUCGAGUCCGAUACAUUCUUCUUUGACAUCACUCCGAAACAACAACCAGUUAGUCGAAGGGGAAUCUUGUCUGUGCUCAAUUCUGUUUACGAUCCUCUGGGAUUCUUAUCGCCAGUGAUGCUCACAGGGAAACUGAUACAGCAGAGGCUGUGUAAGACCAACUGCGGAUGGGAUGGGGAAAUCCCACCUGCCCUUGCAUCAAAUUGGAGCGAGUGGCAGAAAGACCUUCAUGGGAUUUCCGACUUCAGAAUUGAAAGAUGCUACAAACCCGUGGAUUUUGAUGUCACUGACACCCAAUUACACUACUUCUGCGAUGCCAGCGAAAGUGGCUAUGGGACUGUCAGCUACAUACGAUUUACCACCGGAAGCAAACCUCCUCACAUUACGUUAGGGAUGGGAAAAGCAAGGGUGGCACCCCUGAAAGUGGUCACAAUCCCCAGAAUGGAGCUCACCGCAGCGGUUUUGGCCGCUCGUAUUGACAAUAUGCUCAGGAAAGAACUGGGGCUUCAGAUCUCAGACUCCUUCUUCUGGACUGAUAGUACUUCUGUCCUGAAGUACAUUCUGAGUGACACUCAGAGAUUCAAGACCUUUGUGGCUAACCGAGUAUCCGUGAUUCGUGACCUGACACAGAAAUCUCAGUGGCGUCACAUUAAGACUGAUCUCAACCCAGCAGACAAUGCGUCUAGGGGAAUGUGAGCUGAUGCUUUUCUGAAAGAAAGAUGUUGGCUUAACGGUCCAGACUUUCUGGCCAAAUGCGAAGCUGACUGGCCGAAACUUUCCCCUCAACCACUGGUACUUUCUGACAGUGACUCAGAGGUAAAGAAAACUGUUGUGGCCUUCGCAACAACAGUCCACGAAGACCCUCUGACUCGCUUCAUCGAAUCCUUCUCAUCAUGGGACAAACUCAUCAGAUCUACGGCAUGGCUUUUGAAGUUCAAAGGGACUCUGAGACACUUGAUCCAAUGAAAAAAGCAGGUACCUCACACAGUGCAUCAGUUGAAUCAGAAUAUGUGAAGGACAAGCAGCUAUCUGACCAGCAACUGUCCGUGCAGGAUUUUACAGAAGCUGAGGAAUCACUUGUUGCUUAUGUUCAACAGAAAGCCUUCAGGGAUGAAGUGAAUUCCUUAAGAGCAGGCCAAGCUGUAAGAAGGAGCAGCAGACUCUACAAGUUGGAUCCCAUUCUUAGUGAUGGAAUACUUAGAGUGGGAGGUAGAUUAAGGAAGUUGGCUAUGCCGGAGGACUUCAAACACCCGGCCAUUCUUUCUAAUGUAGACCACUUCUCAAAACUUCUUCUGAACCACACCCACCAUCUGGUUGGUCAUUGUGGAAAAAAUCUGAUGCUUUCUAAGCUAAGAACAAAAUAUUGGAUUCCCAAAGCCAAUCAGGCUGCAAGGAAAAUAACCCGCGAUUGCACACUCUGCAGACGAUGGCAUGGCAAUGCUAUGACACAGAAAUUGGCUGAUUUACUGCUCAUACGCAUAACACCAGAUCUCCCCCCGUUCACUCACAUUGGCUUGGACUAUUUCGAGCCCAUAGAAGUGAAGAGUGGCCAUAGCCGGGUGAGGAGAUACGGAGCCUUGUUUACAUGUCUUGCCAGUAGGGCUGUACACUUGGAGAUGGCUUACUCCAUGGACACAGAUUCAUGUAUCUCAGCCUUGCGCAGAUUCAUCUGCAGACGGUCAAAUCAGAGAAAUAGUUUCAGAUAACGGAACAAAUUUCGUGGGCGCAGAGCGAGGAUUAAAAGAAGCACUUGCUCACCUGAACAUGAAUAGAAUACAGGAUUCAAUGAAUACAAAAGACAUCAAAUGGAGUUUCAACCCGUCUUAUGGUUCCCACCACGAAGGCGUGUGGGAAUGUCUCAUUCGAAUCAUAAAAAAAAUCCUUUACUCCAUCACAAAGGAACAGACCCUGAAUGACGAAUGUCUUCAAACAGCCUUGUCUGAAGUGGAGGCAGUUCUCAAUGCCCGUCCCAUUACUGUAACAUCUGGAGACUCCAAAGAUCCUGAACUCCUAACUCCAAACCACCUUCUGCUCUUGAAAGGAAAACCCAUUCUUCCACCCGGGCUCUGAACUAUUGAACUAUUGAACUAUUGAAACAUAUGUGAGGAAAAAAAAGAAAUG